AUGUCCGACGAAGAAAGUGUGCCAUGUUUUCUUGAGGACGACAGGGUGAAGUUUGUCGAGGAAAAAGUGUGUGGGCUUCUGCGACUUCAGCGUCAAACAUGGGAGAAAAGUGCAGUCAACGAAGAGUUCCAGGCUUAUUUGAAAGACCUGUUUGAAAAAGAGAAUACUAUAUUUUUCUUUUCACCAAAAACCGGUUGUUUGGUUGCUUCUAACGAGGUCCCACCCUUUUCCCCAAACAAACAAAUCUACAUUCUCAAGAAACGAGUUGUCCCCAUUAACUGUGAAAACUACAGAGAGCUCCUGCUGUUUGGCUUCUUGUCUCCAUCACCAAUACUGCAGUUGUCAAGCACAGUUGAACAGGUAUGCGUUCCACUGCUGUCAAACAGCCUUAACCACCGCACAUGGCCAAAUCUGAUGUCUGAGGAUAUUAUUCAAAAUGUUGAGACUGUAUGCAGCAAGACAUCAGUUGUAUGGGGACAGGUUUUAGGGAAAACGGUCCUCCCUAUCCCAACAGUAACAAAUUGGAUGGAUAAUGUAUCAAGUACCUGCAAAAUGUAUAAUAACUAUGACAGGGCACUAGCCCAUGCCAUAGAGACCCAAGUCAUCAAUUGGACCAAUCUCAUCCAGAAAAUGCUGAAGGAGGAUUCAUCAGACCUACUUAUGACAGGCUGUAAUCCAGGACCCAACGCAGAGCUGAAGUUCUGGGCUUCCAGGAAAAGCAAUAUUCAGAACGUUUAUCAUCAGCUUCAGAGUCCCAUCGUUCAGAAAAUGGCAAAGAUGUUAGAGAUGAUGGAUAGCAGCUACCAUCCAACAAUCAAGACUCUAAUUGGAAAUGUAUUUGAUGCAUUACAAGAGGCCCGGGACAUUGACCUCCAUCUACAGCCACUGUGUGCUCAGCUGUCUCAGCUGGAAAAGAAAGGAUUUACUCACUUUGAAACAUUCAUCCCUGUACUGUUUCACACUCUUUUCCUUAUCUGGACUAACUGCCAGCCCUAUCAAAGACCAGCACGCAUGGUGGUGUUUCUUCAGGAACUUUGCAAUCUGCUCAUUGAACAGGCUUCUACAUACCUCUCUGCUGAUCUGUUACUUAGAGAAGACCCAGAGGAAAGUCUAGAAAUGGUAAAGAUGGUGAUAAAAGUCUUCAGAUGUUUCAGAGAGAGUUACCAGACCCAGAGGGAUAGGUUGGCCAACCAUGCGAAACAUGCACCCUGGGAUUUCCCAUCUGCCAUGAUUUUUGCACAUUUCAACCAGUUCCUCAAUCGCAUGUUACAGCUGGAGGACUUCUUUGAAAUAAUGCUUGACUAUCAGCGUAUGGAAAAACUGGAAUUUGGUGGACUUAAAGGGAAACUCUACAGUGAGCAUGCUGCUCAGAUGUACAGAGAGUUCUGUAAUCAUUGCCAUGUAUUGAAGCACAGUGAAAACAGCCCACUUGAUUGCAACUCGAAGGAUUUUGAAAACGAGUAUAAGGAUUUCAAAGUAAAAAUUGUGGACUUUGAAUGCCGCCUUGCCAGCCUUCUAUGCCUUGCCUUUAAGGAUUGCUCAGGACUGGAAUCAGCCCUCAAACUGUUAACUAUUGUUGGACCCUUCCUUGAGCGAGGAAAAAUUCGACAGAUAUUCACUCCCAACUUCCUUCUGCUGCAGCAACAUUUCAGAGAAGAGCUGGAGAAGUGUAAAUGUCUGUUUAAAUCCCAGCUCGAUCAGAUGGAGAGUGGUCUGAAUAAGAACAUGGCUCAUACAUCUGGAGCUUUAAAGUGGGCAAAAAUGCUCCGAGAACGCAUUCAAACCCCAUGGGAAAAAAUCAGAUUACUAUCUACAGGUGGUGUAGAGAUGGUGAAGGAGCACCACAUGUACAUGGAGAUGUUGAGUCUCCUGGACCAAUAUGAAGAAGACAUUUACUCUGAGUGGUGUGCUGGUUUAGAACAGGCCUGUCUGAUCAACCUCAACCAGCCUCUUAUCUCUAGAAAUAAUUCAUGUGGCUUGAUCUCAGUCAACUUCAAUCCUAAGCUGACUGAAGUCUUGAAAGAUGUGAAAUAUAUUCAAACUCUCAGUCAGAUCAGCAUUCCUGCAGCUGCAGUGACUGUUUUUGAGAAGCGUGACAUGUUCACAAAGUAUGUGAGCAGUCUGCAGCUGCUAGUACAAUGGUACAACAAGCUGAAGCAGACAGUGCUAGAGGUGGAACUUCCUCUCAUCAGAGCUGAGCUGGUGUCCGUAGACCUGCAAUUAACAAGAGCAGAGACUGACUUGACAUGGCAAGACCAGGACUGCUGGAGCUUCAUCAGCACUACCAAAGACAUGGUCCACGACCUUGUAAGUCGAGUCAGCAAAACCAAGGAAAACUGUGAAGCCAUCCAGUCAAUGAUGAAGGGAUGGAGCAAACAGGCCAUGUUUUGCAGGAAGGACAACAAGAAAGGUUCACUUAUACAGCUGGAAGAUCGGGGAGACCGUGUCAACAAGAUAUACAGGUCCAUAAAGAAGGAUGGGGAAUCUAUCCACAAGCUGGUACAGGAGAAUAUGGUCCUUUUCCAUGCUGACCCUGCUUCAGAAGAAUGGCAGUCCUACCUGGAGUAUGUGGAUGAGAUGGUGGUGGAAGGGCUCUUUAGCUACAUUAGCCACUCUCUCCAGUUCUUAAUGGACAACAUGGAGUCUUGGCCAAAGCAGGCUCCUCUAUUUGAAACUCAGCUGAUGCUUAAUGGCUCAGGGAUGGCAUUCCUUACCCCACUGGAGCGAGAUGCAGGAGAUUGCCUCUACGAGCUGAUAGAAGGACUGGUCGGAGAUGUAUUCAAGACUUCAGUGAAUAUCAACAGAGUGGCUUCUCAUCUGAGCAUGGACAGCUAUCAGAAUGUAAUGGAUGACAUAUUAGAUUUGUUGGACCUGAGACAGGAAAUAAUGGAGCGAGUGGAAAACGUCCUCAAGAAAGCCGUAAAUUACCAGACAAAGUUUGAUUGCUACGCCCAUCUGUGGCAAGACGACAGGGUUGAGUUUCUCAGCCAGUUUCUCCUGUAUGGACGUGCGCUUACAGCUGAAGAGAUUGAGGUUUGUAGUACAGAUGUACUCCCGGAGAGCCCUCCUACAGUUGAUAACUUCAAAGAACAGAUAGAUUACUAUGAGGACUUGUACUCUAAAACGUCGAAAUUUGAAGACUUCAGAGUGUUUGAUGGAUGGUUUCGGGUGGACAUCAAGUUCUUCAAAGUCAGUCUUCUAAACAUAAUAAAAAAGUGGAGCUGGCUUUUCAAGGAGCAUCUCUUGACAUAUGUCACCAACAGUCUUGAUGAGCUGAAGGAGUUUAUCCGAACCACCAUUGAAGGGCUAGCCUGGCCUGUGGGUAAAGGAGACCAUAGUGGCUUGGUGGAAGUUAUGAGUCACCUGUUGGCUAUCAGAGACAGACAGACAGCCACAGACAAGAUGUUUGAGCCUCUGAGAGACACAAUAUUCCUCCUGGAACGCUAUGGAGUGAUCAUACCAGACCAGGUCUAUUCUCAGUUGGAGGAACUCCCUGAAAAAUGGAGUGGGGCUAAAAAACUGGCCUUAAAAGUGAGGCAUGAGGUGGCACCCAUGCAAAACGCAGAAGUGAUGGUUUUACGAAGAUGUUGCAUGGCAUUUGAGGUGAAAACAACCCAAUUCAGGGAGAUGUUCAGAGCAACUGCACCUUUCACUUAUAAAACAGUGCAUCCCUACAUCUGUCUGGAGAAAUGUGAAAAAGCAAUCCGAGACAUGGAGAAAGAAGUAGCAGAGCUGCAAGAAUCUACAAAUCUAUUUGAUGUCACUAUCCCUGACUACAGAGACAUCAAGCUCUGCAGACGAGAGAUCACAGUCCUCAAAGAACUGUGGGACAUUGUUGUAUUUGUGCAGAGCAGUGUGGAAAACUGGACAAUGACCAAAUGGAGGCAGAUAAACGUGGACCAGAUGGAUGCAGAAUUGAGGAGGUUUGCCAAGGACAUACGGAAGCUUGACAAAGAGGCCCGCAUGUGGGAUGUGUAUUCCGGGUUAGACCUUUAUGUAAAGAACAUGUUGACGUCACUGCGGGCUGUGAGUCAGCUACAGAACCUGGCAAUACGGGAGCGCCACUGGGUGCAGCUAAUUAGAACAACAAAGAUGGACUUCACCGUGACUGAUAGUACCACCUUGGAAGACCUCUUGGCUCUGCAACUCCACUUAUUUGAAGAGGAAGUUCGCAGCAUAGUAGAUAAAGCAGUCAAAGAAAUGGCCAUAGAGAAGGUUGUAACAGAAAUAAGUCAAACGUGGGCAUCAAUGGAGCUUUCAUAUGAAGAUCAUUGCCAAACUUCUGUGCCACUUCUGAAAUGUGACGAAGAACUUAUUGAAACUCUUGAAGAUCAUCAGCUUCAGCUCCAGGGCAUCUUUCAGAGCAAACAUGUCGAUCACUUCCUUCUCCAAGUAGCGGAACUACAAAAACAACUCACUGUGGCUGACUCUGUGCUGAUGGUCUGGAUGCAGAUCCAGAAGACAUGGGCCCACUUGGAAAGCAUCUUCCAAGGCUGUGAUGACAUCUGCCAACAGCUGCCUGCAGAUGCACACAGAUUCCAAGUUAUUGAUGCUGAAUUUCAGGGGUUAAUGUUGGACAGUGCUAAGACCAAAAAUGUCAUCGAGGCCACCAACAAGCCUGAACUAUAUGAGAAGUUGGAGGAUCUUCAAAAAAGGCUGGCAUUGUGUGAAAAAGCUCUUGCUGAAUACCUGGAGACAAAGAGACUUGCCUUUCCACGAUUCUAUUUCAUUUCAUCUGCAGACCUGUUGGACAUCCUCUCUAAAGGGAGUCGCCCCACAGAGGUGACUGUCCACCUCUCAAAAUUAUUUGACAACAUGUCAGAUCUGGAAUUCUCCAGAAAUGAACAAUUGGAUAAUCCUAAACUUGCCGUGGGAAUGUACAGCAAAAAAAGGGAAUAUGUUCCCUUUCAGACUGGAUGUUGCUGUAAUGGGCCAGUGGAGGCAUGGCUAACUUGUCUGGAAGAGUCCAUGAGGGAAUGUGUCAGGGGUCACCUGUCUGAGGCUGUGUCUGUGUACGAGGACAGGCCCAGAGAGCAGUGGAUUCUUGACUUCCCUGCCCAAGUUGCUCUCAUUGGAUCUCAGAUCUGGUGGAGUAAUGAUAUGGAGCUGGUGUUUAAAAGACUGGAAGAAGGAUUUGAGUCUGCACUGAAAGACUAUAACAAGAAACAGAUUUCUCAACUGAACUUGUUGAUCAGCAUGCUGUUGGGUGAGCUAAGCUCAGGCGACCGACAGAAGAUCAUGACUAUAUGCACUAUUGAUGUCCAUGCAAGGGAUGUUGUUGCAAGCCUUAUUGCCCAAAAGGUCACCACCUCACAGGCCUUUCAGUGGCUUUCACAGCUCCGACAUUGCUGGAAUGAGCCGCAGCGCCAUUGCUUCGUCAACAUCUGUGAUGCUCAGUUCCUUUACCUUUAUGAGUAUCUUGGAAAUACACCACGUCUAGUCAUCACUCCUCUAACAGACCGAUGCUACAUAACCCUGACUCAGUCACUCCACCUGACCAUGAGUGGAGCCCCAGCAGGUCCCGCCGGAACAGGGAAGACUGAGACCACUAAGGAUCUCGGCAGGGCAAUGGGUGUCAUGGUGUACAUCUUCAACUGUUCUGAGCAGAUGGACUACAUGUCAAUUGGUAAUAUCUACAAGGGUCUGGCCCAGACUGGAGCAUGGGGCUGCUUUGAUGAAUUUAAUCGUAUUCCUGUGGAUGUUCUGUCUGUAGUAGCAGUGCAGCUCAAAACUAUACAAGACGCCAUUCGCUCUAAAAAGAUAAGGUUCCUGUUCUUAAAUGCUGACAUUGUCUUAAAGCCGUCAGUGGGGAUUUUCAUCACCAUGAAUCCUGGCUAUGCGGGCAGGACAGAGCUACCUGAGAACCUCAAGACUCUGUUCAGACCCUGUGCCAUGGUGGUGCCUGACACUGAACUUAUCUGUGAGAUAAUGUUGGUCGCAGAGGGCUUCCGUGGUGCUAAGCUUUUAGCACGGAAGUUUAUCACUCUGUACGCUCUCUGCAAAGAACUGCUCUCCAGGCAGGACCACUAUGACUGGGGUUUGCGUGCUGUCAAGUCUGUUCUGGUUGUGGCAGGAGCACUGAGAAGAAGAGACAAGACAAGGCCAGAGGAUCAGGUGCUGAUGCGUGCUCUGAGGGACUUCAACAUGCCAAAAAUUGUGACUGAAGAUGUGACUAUCUUCUUGGGACUGCUGGGAGAUGUAUUCCCAGGCCUGGGUGUGGAGAGAGAGAGAGACUAUGACUUUGAAAAGGCCAUCAGAAAGACCACUGUGGAACUGCGACUCCAGCCUGAGGAGACAUUCAUCCUCAAGGUGAUACAGUUGGUGGAACUCAUGGCUGUGCGUCAUUCUGUCUUUGUUAUUGGAACUGCGGGUACUGGAAAAAGCCAGAUAUUGAGAGUUCUCCAUAAAACCUACGUAAACUUGAAGAGGAAGCCAGUUUGGAAUGACCUCAAUCCAAAGGCAGUAGACAGAGAUGAAUUGUUUGGCUUCAUCCAUUCUGCAACUCGUGAGUGGAAAGAUGGUUUGCUUGCAUCACUGAUGCGAGAGCAGGCGAACAUCUCCCACCUAGGACCUAAGUGGAUUGUGUUGGAUGGAGACAUUGAUCCGAUGUGGAUUGAAUCACUCAACACAGUGAUGGAUGACAACAAGGUCCUGACUCUUGCCAGCAAUGAACGUGUGCCGCUCACCUCAUCUAUGAGACUGGUGUUUGAAAUCAGUCAUCUAAGAACAGCCACUCCUGCCACUGUGUCCAGAGCAGGAAUCCUUUAUGUCAACCAGCAAGACUUGGGCUGGAAUCCGUACGUCACCAGUUGGAUUGACCAACGAGAACGCCAGACAGAAAGGGCCCACCUGACCAUACUGUUUGAGAAAUAUGUUCCUCGCUGUCUAGAACGGAUGAGAAACACCUUCAAGACAAUCACUCCUAUCCCAGAGAACUCUAUGGUGCAGACACUCUGCACUUUGCUUGACUGCCUCCUUACACCAGAAAAUAUUCCAUCUGACUCUCCACGUGAGCUUUAUGAGACCUACUUCACCUUUGCCUGCAUCUGGGCUUUUGGUGGGGCCUUGUACCAAGACCAGCUCUAUGAUUACCGGGUGGAGUUCAGUCAGUGGUGGACCAAAGAAAUGAAGACUGUGAAGCUGCCAGCACAGGGGACAGUGUUUGACUACUACCUUGAUCCGCAAACCAGACGCUUCCUACCCUGGAGUGAUACUGUGCCUCCGUUUGAAAUCGAAACUUGUAGACCGUUACAGGCUGUUCUGGUACACACAGCAGAGACUGUGCGUCUUCGGUACUUCAUGAACUUGUUGCUGGAGAGAAGACAGCCAGUGAUGCUUGUGGGGAAUACUGGAGUGGGAAAGACAGCACUUGUCAGGAACAAGUUAGACUGUCUGCCAGAGAAUUACAUGACUACAAAAGUACCCUUCAACUACUACACUACUUCCCUCAUGCUGCAGGUGAUCCUAGAACGACCAUUAGAGAAAAGAGCAGGCAGAAGCUACUCCCCUGUAAGCAACAAAAGGCUGAUCUACUUCAUCGAUGAUAUGAACAUGCCGGCUGUUGACAGUUAUGGAACAGUGCAGCCUCACACACUUAUACGCCAGCAUUUGGAUUACGGGCACUGGUACGACAGACAGAAAUGGACCCUUAAAGAAAUACAUAACACUCAAUAUGUUGCCUGCAUGAAUCCCACUGCUGGGAGCUUCAACAUCAACCCCAGACUACAGAGACAUUUCUCAGUGUUUGCUGUGAACUUCCCUUCAUCUGAGGCUCAGAUGUCCAUCUUCAGUCAGAUCUUGUGUGGCCACCUGACGCAGCAGCCCUUCAGUAUGCUGGUUCAGAGGAGCGCUACAGCUGUGGUUCAGGCUGCCAUAACACUUCAUCACAAGAUGGUUCACAGCUUUCUGCCCACAGCCAUCAAAUUUCACUAUACAUUUAAUCUGCGAGACUUGUCAAACACAUUUCAGGGCAUCCUCUUUGCUGGGCCUGAGAGUGUAAAAGACAGCACUGACCUGGUCCUGCUGUGGCUCCACGAGUCCUGCAGAGUUUACUCUGACAGACUAGUAGAUGUGAAGGACCUUCAGCUUUUCCAAAAGCUCCAGAUGGAAACUGUGCACGAAUGCUUUGAGGGAGUGGAGGACAAAAAGGUGAGAAAGCAGCCCCUCCUCUAUUGCCACUUUGCCCAAAUGGGUGAGGAAGCCUCCUACACUCCUGUUACAGACUGGUCUGUGCUCAGGACUAUCCUCACAGAUGCACUGGAGAGCUACAAUGAGCUCAAUGCAGCCAUGAAUCUGGUGCUGUUUGAAGAUGCAAUGCAACAUGUCUGUCGCAUCAGUCGUAUCCUGGAGUCUCCGAGGGGUCAUGGCUUACUAGUUGGGGUCGGGGGCAGUGGGAAGCAGAGCCUGACUCGUCUGGCUGCUUACAUAUCCUCUGUGGAAGUCUUCCAAAUCACCCUGAGUAAGGGUUAUAGCAUCCAGGACCUGAAGAUGGAUCUGGCAGGUUUGUUCCUGAAGACUGGAGUGAAGAACCAGCGUGUCGCUCUGGUCCUGACUGAGGCACAGAUACCCAAUGAGCGCUUUCUCGUCAUUAUUAAUGAUUUACUGGCAUCAGGAGAAAUUCCUGAACUCUUCAGUGAGGAAGAGAUUGAAGCGAUUGUGUCUGCUGUGAGAGCUGAGGUCCGAGCACUUGGACUACUUGACACACGGGAGAACUGCUGGAGAUUCUUUACUGACAGAGUCCGACUGCAGCUGACGAUGGUACUGUGUUUGUCUCCAGUGGGCAGUGCCCUUCGUCUUAGGGCCCAUCGAUUCCCCGCUCUUGUCCAAUGCACCACCAUCGAUUGGUUCCAUCCUUGGACCUCAGAAGCUCUGCAGUCGGUCAGCCACAGGUUCAUCCAAGAGAUUGAAGGCAUUGAGCCUGCCGUCCAGGAAUCCAUCAGUCUUUUCAUGGCCUACGUUCACACCAGUGUCAACCAGGCAAGUGAAAAAUACCAGCGCAAUGAGAAGAGGUACAAUUACACCACCCCCAAGAGCUUUCUCCAGCAAAUCACCCUGUACAUGAACCUUCUGGAGAAGAGCCGGGCUCAGCUCCAGCACAAGAUGAACCGGCUUAACAGCGGCCUUCAAAAACUCCAAACCACUGCUGCUCAGGUUGAGGAUCUAAAAGCCAAAUUGGCAUCCCAAGAAGCUGAGCUGACCUUUAAAAAUCAGAAUAUUGAAGCUUUAAUUACAAAGAUUGGACUACAGACUGAGAGAGUUAGCAGGAAGAAAGAGGCUGCAGAUGUCGAGGCACAAAAGGUUACUGCCAUCCAGGCAGAAGUCUCAGCCAAACAGAAGGAUUGUGAGAAAGACCUUGCCAAAGCAGAGCCUUCACUGGCAGCUGCUACGGCAGCACUGGACACCCUCAACAAGGUUAACCUAACUGAGCUGAAGGCCUUUCCAAACCCUCCUGCUGCAGUGAUCAAUGUAGCAGCAGCUGUGAUGGUUCUUCUAGCUCCCCGCAGUAGAGUGCCUAAGGAUCGGAGCUGGAAGGCAGCACGAGCCUUCAUGGGCAAGGUGGAUGAUUUUCUUCAGGCUCUGGUGUCAUAUGACAAAGAGCACAUCCAUGAGUCCUGUUUGAAUGUGGUGAAACAAGAGUAUCUGAAAAAUCCAGAGUUCCACCCUGAUCUAGUUCGGACCAAGUCUACAGCUGCAGCUGGACUCUGUGCCUGGACUAUUAACAUUGUCAGAUACUAUGAGAUUUAUUGUGAGGUAAUUCCAAAGAGGCAUGCAUUAUCUCAAGCAAAUGCAGAACUAGAGACAGCAACGGCCAAACUGCUGGCAGUUCAAAAGAAAUUAGAGGAUCUUGAUGCCAGCCUCCAGGACCUUACAGCUCAGUUUGAAAGAGCUACAGCUGAGAAAAUCAGUUGUCAGACGGAGGUGACCUGCACCAACCAGACCAUAGAGCUGGCCAACCGACUAGUCAAAGGCUUAGAGUCAGAAAAGCAGCGCUGGUCACAGGCAAUAGUCCAGUAUGAGAAGCAACAGAAAACCCUGUGUGGUGACGUUGUCCUCACUUCAGCAUUCGUCUCUUACAUGGGUUACUUUACCCAGCAGUAUCGCAUGGAGCUCUUCAACAACAAAUGGAUCCCUUUCCUUAAGUCUCAAAAGGUCUCCAUACCCCUGACAGACGGCUUGGAUCCAAUCCUCAUGCUUACAGAUGAUGCCACUGUGGCUGCCUGGCAUAACCAGGGUCUGCCAAAUGAUAGGAUGUCCACCGAGAACGCUGCCAUCCUGACCACCAGUGAGCGUUGGCCACUCAUCAUCGACCCGCAGCAGCAGGGCAUCAAGUGGAUUCAAAACCGGCUAGGGUCAGACCUGAGGGUGGUGCAGCUGGGACAGAAAGGAUAUCUAGAUGUGAUUGAACAGGCCCUAGCUUGUGGUGAAACCGUUUUGUUAGAGAAUCUACAGGAAAAGAUAGACCCAGUCUUGGAUCCUCUACUGGGCAGAAACACUAUAAAAAGAGGAAGGUACAUUUGUAUCGGGGGUAAGGAGUGUAAAUACAACAGGAACUUCCAUUUUAUUAUCCACACCAAGUUAGCCAAUCCCCAUUUCCCUCCUGAGCUCCAGGCCCAAACCACCCUCAUCAACUUCACAGUGACUCCUGUCGGUCUGGAGGAACAGCUGCUGGGACAGGUAGUCUCUCAGGAAAGGCCCGACCUGGAGGCCCUAAAGAUGGAGCUGACCACACAGCAGAACCACUUCAAGAUUGAGCUCAAGAGGUAUGAGGAUGACCUGCUGAGUCGCCUCUCUGCAGCCCACGGUAAUUUUCUGGGUGAUAUUUCUCUGGUGGAACAGCUUGAGAACACCAAGUCCACAGCAGCUCACAUUCAGUACAAGGUGGUGGAGGCCAGAGAGAACGAGACAAAGAUCAACGAGGCUCGAGAAAUAUACCGCCCAGCAGCUGAGAGAGCGUCACUCCUCUUCUUCAUCAUCAAUGACCUCAGCAGGAUUAACCUCAUGUACCAGUUUUCUCUCAAGACUUUUAACUCCGUGUUUAGCAAAGCAAUGGAGUGUGCAGAAUGGGACGAGGAUGUGAGGACCAGAGUGCUCACUCUGACUGAAGCCAUCACCUAUUCUGUAUUCCUGUACACCAGCCAGGGCCUGUUUGAAAGAGACAAGUUAACCUUCUUGUCACACACUGCCUUCCAGAUUCUGCUCAAGCAGGGCUUGAUUGAUGCUCAGGAAUUUGACUUCCUUCUGCAUUUCCCUGUGCAAGCUAGCACAGUCAGCCCAGUGCCCUUCCUCUCUCCACAUGUCUGGGGGGCCAUUAAGACUAUUUCUAUAAUGGAGAGCUUCAGUGGACUGGACAGAGACAUGGAAAGCUCACCUAAGCGCUGGAGGAAGAUCGUUGAAUCCAGCUGUCCCGAAAAGGAAAGGCUUCCACAGGACUGGAAGAAUAAGAGUUCCCUCCAGAAGCUCAUAAUCCUGAGAGCACUCCGCCCUGAUAGGAUGACCUACACACUAAAGAACUUUGUGGAGGACAGCAUGGGAGCAAAAUAUGUGGAGGUGCCUGGGCUGGAAUUUGACAAGUUGUAUGAGGAUAGUAGCCCCUCCACUCCCAUGUUUUUUAUCCUCUCACCUGGGGUUGAUCCACUCAAAGAUGUAGAGAAACUAGGAUUGAAGCUGGGAUUUUCCAUUGACCAGGGAAAUUUGCACAAUGUUUCCCUUGGACAGGGACAGGAGGAAGUUGCUAAAAGGGUUCUGAGGAACGCCUCUAAACUUGGGCACUGGGUCAUUCUGCAGAAUGUGCACCUUGUGGCUCGCUGGCUGCCCUCUUUAGAUGCUUUUCUGGAGGCAGCAGCAGUGGACAGUCACCCCAAAUACAGGGUGUUCAUCACCGGUGAACCAGCACCAAGCCCUGAGCAGCAUGUUAUCCCCAGAGGCAUCCUGGAGAACUCCAUCAAAAUCACUAAGGAGCCCCCCACUGGCAUGAACGCCAGUCUGCACGCAGCCCUCCACAAUUUCAGUCAAGAUACUCUGGAUAUGUGCUCCAGAGAGCAGGAGUUCAACUCCAUGUUCUUCUCCCUCUGCUUCUUUCAUGCUUGUGUGACAGAACGCCGAAAAUUUGGCCCCCAGGGGUGGAACCAUAUUUACCCCUUCAGCACAGGAGACCUCACCAUCUCAGUCAACGUCUUGUACAAUUACUUAGAGGCAAACACCAAAGUGCCUUGGGAAGAUUUGUGUUAUCUUUUUGGGGAGAUCAUGUAUGGAGGACACAUUACUGAUGACUGGGAUAGAAGACUGUGUAAGACUUAUCUGGAAGAAUUCAUGCAUCCAAAAAUGUUUGAAGGGGAGCUCUUUCUGUGUCCUGGGUUCCUGGCCCCUCCGUUUAUGGACUACAGUGGAUACCACAGUUACGUGGAUGAACAUCUUCCAUCUGAGAAUCCCACUCUGUAUGGUCUACAUCCCAAUGCUGAGCUUGAUUGCCUCACUGUCACCUCAGACAACCUCUUAAGGACUCUGCUGGAGCUACAGCCGCAGGACUCCUCCAGAGGAGAGAGUGCAGCUCAGAGCACAGAGGAGAAGGUCAAGUCUGUUAUUGAGGAUAUCCUUGACAAGCUUCCUGAGGAGUACAACAUGACAGAGAUGAUCACAAAGACAGCAGAGCGAAGUCCGUACAUUUCAGUCUGUUUGCAGGAGUGUGAACGCAUGAAUCUUCUGCUGGCAGAAAUAAGAAAAUCCCUUAAUGAGCUGGAGCUUGGCCUGAAGGGAGAACUCACCAUCUCUUCCACUAUGGAGGCUCUGCAGUUGGCCCUGUUCAAUGACUCUGUUCCAGACUCCUGGGCCAGACUGGCUUACCCCUCCACUAAAACACUUUCACAAUGGUUUAUUGAUCUAAUGACUAGCUGUCGUGAGCUGGACAGCUGGACUCAGGACUUUGUUCUACCUGCAGUUGUUUGGCUCUCAGGCCUUUUCAAUCCGCAGUCUUUCCUCACUGCUGUUCUGCAGAGCAUCGCUCGCAAGAAUCAGUGGCCCCUGGACAAGAUGACUUUGACUGUAGAUGUAACAAAAAAGUUGAAAGAUGACUUUGGACAUCCGCCUCGGGAAGGGGCCUACAUCCACGGACUCUUCAUGGAAGGAGCACGCUGGGAUACUCAGGCUGGAGUCAUCUCUGAGGCGGUUGUGAGGGAUCUGACCCCGGCCAUGCCGGUGUUGUAUGUCAGAGCCGUGCCAGCGGAGGAGCAGGAGGUCAAGAAUACUUAUGAAUGUCCGGUGUACCGUACCAAACAGCGUGGAGCCACGUAUGUUUGGACCCUCUACCUCAGAAACAAGCAGCCGCCUGCUAAGUGGGUUGUAGCUGGAGUGGCACUGCUGCUUUCUGUUUGA
Scomber japonicus (chub mackerel) is the source of this 13368-nucleotide messenger RNA. Its product is annotated as dynein axonemal heavy chain 11. Gene Ontology annotation, molecular function: ATP binding; dynein light intermediate chain binding; ATP hydrolysis activity. Lineage: Eukaryota; Metazoa; Chordata; Actinopteri; Scombriformes; Scombridae. The transcript has 82 exons. Bases 1 to 13368 code for a protein of 4455 amino acids. The record is from RefSeq and is a predicted model, not a curated record. Gene Ontology annotation, biological process: microtubule-based movement. Gene Ontology annotation, cellular component: dynein complex.